Schistosoma mattheei is the source of this 2184-nucleotide messenger RNA. NCBI's taxonomy places the organism in Eukaryota, Metazoa, Platyhelminthes, Trematoda, Strigeidida, Schistosomatidae. The record is from the annotation of a GenBank genome assembly.
AUGAGUGUACUCGAGGCGGAGCAUAUCUCUCUCAAAAGAUCUAUGCAAACGCUGUCCGCCGCUAGCUGUUUACUUUCACAGCUCCAUAUGUUUAGUAUCGAAAAUAAUCUGCAUUCAUAUGGAGGGGAAACUUUUGAUUUGCUUAUCUGCAAACUUACUGAGAAUAUCGACAAGUUAACUUACAGAGGCUGGUCUCUUUGGUGUAUGCACCUGGAGUUACUUGAACGCUGGAGGUAUUUAUCUAAAGGUCAAAGUUCUUUUGAAAAUCUGAAUUUUGAUGUGAACAAUCGGAUCGAUUAUUCGACUUCCAGUGUAUAUUCACUGUGUUGUUCAGAAUCAGGGUUUGCGAGUGAUGCUGACCAAUUCCUAACUUGUCAAGCAGCAGAUCAAUUAGAUUUAUCUAAUCCUAAUUUUGUUAUUUCUGAUUUAUUGACUACAAAGUCCAAAAAUAGAAAAUCCUUUUCUUCUGUAAAUGAUAAUAUUCUUUCUCAAUCCUCGGACUGUUUAUGGACUUCCAAUACAGAUUCAAAUGAUUCAGAGGCAAUCAGUGAUACACCUUCUGGUUUAUUCCAUGAAAUUUAUAAUCGUACACCAACUAAAUUGGUCAGUUCUUCUAUGGAGCCUAAUGGGAAGAGUGACGAUAAUGAUAAUGACAAGGCUAAUAAAUAUAAAUACUCUGCAAAACAGUCCAAAUGUCCGUUUGAUAUUCGUUUCGAACAAACAAAUUCCUUAGAAGAUUUUAACCGUGAUAACCUGAGCAUGCAUGUAGUAGAUCAUCAUGAUUUGGGUUCUCUUUAUUCACGUUUUCAUUCAAGUGAUUCUGGAUUGAAACGCAAAUGCUCUUCUGCAAAUCGAAUUCGGCUUACUUCUUGGAGUGGAGAAGAUAUAUUUAAGAUGCCCAUUGGUAUUUUUUCCUCAAAGGAUCAUCAACGUCUUCAAUUCAUAGCAACAUGUGGUUUUUCUCCCCCUGGCACUUUAACUAGUCCUAAACAAUACAGUUAUAGAAAGUUACGAAGAAAUUCAUUUUCGUCUUUGUUACCCCGUAUAGAUCACCAUUCAAAUCCAAAUACUGUUGAUCUACGUGAAACAGCAAAUUAUAAUUUGAAUGACACUACCUGCUCAGAGUUAUUACCAACUACCGAAUUCAAUAACAAUGGUAAUAAUAAUUCUGAACAUGUUGAAAUAUCAAAGAACUUUAAUCAUGUUCAUAAGGACCAUGGUCUGGUGUAUGGUAUCCAUGUUCAUUUCGAUGAAAAACUCCCUAACAUUCAUAGAGACGAUAAUAAUACUGAUGGACUGGAAUGGGAUGAUUUGGGUGAUUUACAAAUUGCAAAGUCUGAUUCCCCAUCACUGUUGCCAAGUAAUGAAUCAGCCGACACAUUGAAUGGAUCUAUUCUUCCCUGCUCGCCACUUACCCUUGCUGCUGAGGCAUUAGUUUCUCCUCGUUUUCAGUUAACUGAAUCCAACGUUCAGCAUCUCAGUCAAAUUGUUAACUCACAACAAAAAUCUCACGCAGAGGUCUCUUCACAUCCCUCACAUCAUUCAGAAAUUUCCAUACUAAUAAACAAUUUAUCUGUCAGUCAAAAUAAUUCUUAUUCUCCAGAAUCAGUGAAAUCCUGGGAACAAACUAUUGAGGUACAGAAGUGCGAUUCGUCUUGUGCUAAUAUUGAUUUUCUUGAAUUGCAUACACCUGCACAUCCUGAUACAAUAGUAAAUAAUAACGAAGCAUUUCGUUACAAUCGGGGCAACAAUAAUCAUACUAAAUUAGGAGCUGCUUCUGUCAUGGAUUUGCCCGAUAGUUCGUUGGUAAAGGAAGCUGACAUUCUCCCUCUUUUAACGUCAAUACGUCGGGACGCGUUUCCACUUAUUAAACUAUUAUUACGUUUAGAAGAAAAAUCUGUGACUGGACUUUUGGAUUCGGAUCUGCAAGUUAAUGAAAAUCCAUGCUCACAAAAAUUGGAGGACGAACGUCGACAACUGGAUAUUGAUAAAAGUUAUCUCACGCAUUAUGGUAAACGUCUUACUCAGUGGACUAAUACUAUGGAUAAGUUAUUGGAUUCUUUUCGACCUGAGGAAGCAGACUAUAAGACACAAUCACAAACUUCAUUAUCAAUCGCUUUAAAUACAUUUGGUGAUUGGUUAUUAGCUCUUAAGGCAAGACAUACUAUGGCUUUUGGGUUGUAA